This is a messenger RNA of Notechis scutatus (mainland tiger snake), 564 nucleotides long. Lineage: Eukaryota; Metazoa; Chordata; Lepidosauria; Squamata; Elapidae. The record is from RefSeq and is a predicted model, not a curated record.
AUGGCUCUGCAGUGGCUGGACAUGCUGGAGUUGGAGCAGCCCCCCCCCACCUUGUGGAAGAAGACCUGGCAAGCUUUGCGGGGGAGGGGGGCCGAGUGCGGCGUGGUCCAGGGCUCUAGCCGCCUGGAGCUGCCCCUGGACCUGGCAGCAUCUCUGGGCUUCUGGGCUCAACCUGCCCCACUGGAGGCCUCCUCCACUCCUCCUCACAGCUCCGUGGCCGUCACUCUUGAAGAGCCAGAUCUUUGGGCCAAGUUUCACCAUGCAGGGACAGAGAUGAUUAUUACCAAAACUGGGCGACGAAUGUUUCCACAAUUCAAGAUCAAAGUCACUGGCUUGAUCCCCUACGCCAAGUAUCUCAUGCUGGUAGAUUUCGUGCCAACGGACAACUUCAGGUACAAGUGGAACAAGGACCAGUGGGAGAUUGCAGGGAAAGCCAAGCCACAGCCCCCAUGCCGGACGUACAUCCACCCGGACUCUCCUGCCCUGGGCAGCCACUGGAUGAAGGAGCCGCUUUCCUUCCAGAAGAUCAAGCUGACCAACAACACCUUGGACCAGCAGGGGCAC